AGAGAGAGCGAGAGCAGGGGCGUGUUUUUCGGGAUGAGAGAUGGAGAUUCAGUUCUCUGCAUAAUAUUCUCGGUUCAGUUGUUCUGACAUAAUUUUAAAGCACUCGAACAAAGAACUGAAAUUUCGAUUAUUUUUUUUAAGUCGCGUUACAAAUUAUCCCGCGAACGAAAAACGACAUUCGACUUCUCUCAGAACUAUGAGUGAGAACAGUUCAUCUGAUCCUCCCAACAGCACUCAGGGGCCCACUGCAGAUAAAAAAGCCCCCCAGGAGAAACCGGCGGACAAAGCGGCGAUGAACCCUACACAAGAACCUGAAGAAGAGAUUGACAUUGAUCUGGAUGCUCCAGAGACAGAAAAGGCAGCUUUGGCAAUACAGAGUCAGUUCAGACGCUUCCAGAAGAAAAAGAAGUAGAAAAGGGGACAAUGAACGAAAGGUUCAGUGCAGAGGACACACAAAAAAAAAAACCUUCUGCAAUAUUGGAAAUGGAAAGAGAUUUAAUAAGGAACAGACAGAGAAAAGGGAAACGUCAAGUGUGGGUGGGAAAUUAGGGGUUUGGAAAACAAAUGAUAGCCCUGUGGCAUCAGCAUGCUGGGUUGAUUAGAGUUUAGGACAUUCACUUUAAAAGACAUUGCAGAUUUUAGUCUCGUUGUAUUUGUCUAGAUUUGUCUCCAUCAUUUCUCUCCUCUUCUGUAGACAUAAAGGUAGGAGUGUGUUACUGACAUGCGCAAUAAACGUUUAGCAUUUAACAAUAUCAGUAUAUUUAGUAUAUCAUUGCUGUAAUUGAUAUAAAUGCAAGAGUACAAAGGGCAGUAAUGAUCAAAUGGUGUACUGCACCUACAGUAAAACACGCUGGUGUGAAUUAGCAUAGAUAUGAAGUAGAUUAGUUGUAAAUGUAUUCUUAGAGGUAGCUCUUUUUGUCUUUCAAAAUGAUGAGUGUUUAAAAAAAUAAAGCAAUCUCUGUAACACCA
This is a messenger RNA of Carassius gibelio (silver crucian carp), 969 nucleotides long. Its product is annotated as Purkinje cell protein 4-like protein 1. Gene Ontology annotation, molecular function: protein binding. The record is from RefSeq and is a predicted model, not a curated record. Bases 197 to 412 code for a protein of 71 amino acids. NCBI's taxonomy places the organism in Eukaryota, Metazoa, Chordata, Actinopteri, Cypriniformes, Cyprinidae. The transcript has 3 exons.